GGCAAUGUUGGCUGAAGCAUGCCCUUACUAUGCCAGUGUUAAGCUACCAUCUGACUUCCAGUAGUCCUGGGCCCCACACCACCACCUGCAGUCCUCCUGGCAUCCUCCUCCAAUCCUGUUCCAGAGUUUUCAUCAUCAAGGCUAAUUUCUGCCUGUAAUCUGAUUAGGGUUCUGAGCUGCUUUAGCACCCUGCUGUGCUGUCUCUCCCUCUUUCUCUCGGCUCGCUUGCGUGCACGAACACACACCGACAUACACACCGGCAUUGCACGACUGCCAGUCUGUCCAGGCUGUAGCUUGCUUUGUGGCCAGUCACUCUGUUCUGCAUAUCCGUGUGUGUAUAUAUGUGUGUGCGUGCGAGGUCGUGUCACCACCUCCAUCCCUCCUUUUCGGCUUGCUGGUAGCAACCUUCAUCUUCACUGCUGCCACUCCUGCUGUCCACCACCGUUACCACCACUGUGACCAGAGGGGAGUAUAGGCGUAGGCUAUCCUUCUGUUCUUCUCCCUAAACAUGUUUCGAAACCCAUGGAUCUCUAGUUACCAUGUGAACCAUGUGCAGCCCUCUGGCACAGGAUUUGGAUCUAAAGCGUCUACCAAACUUUGUACCUCCACCUCGCUGCCAACAGACACCUUAAGUUUUCAGAGUGACUUCUCCUUGAAUGACAAGACCGCUUUGGUCAAGAGUGUUUCAGAUACAGAUGCCAAACUUCUGGUUGUCCUCCCCAAAGUUUCAGAGUUGAAGAAAUAUUUUGAGGGAGCGGUCAGAAAGGAUUUGGGAAUGAACAGGAAGGAGAGGAUAGCCCGGCGCCUGGAGGGCAUUGAAAGUGAUGCACCACCUGCACUGGUGCCUGGUGGAUUGGUCGCCAACAGGAUGCUUGAGGAGGAUCCCCCACGAUACACCCGCGCCUCAGACCCCUGUGAGCCUUGCGUGAUGGUGAAACGCUACAGCCGAGAGGAGACGGUGGCUCCACAGAAGCAGGUGUCAUCUCCUGACAGGUCACCUCAGGUCAAAGGUGGUGCUGGCAGCAGCCGCCCAGAGCCAGUGUUGGUUUAUGUUGACCCAGUAACACUAUCCACCUCUUCUACACCCACAUCUGGCCCCACAGAAUCCACAAACCUCAGUUCUAAGGCUGAGCGCAUCGCCCGCUACAAAGCUGAGCGCCGGCGCCAGCUCUCAGAGCGUUAUGGCAUCCUCCUGGAUCAGGAAGCGGACAGCGAUUAUAUACCACGCUACCGUUCCAGGCGUGAUCCAGACUCCGCUGACAGACAAACUGCUGCCAGGCGAGACAGGGACAGACCAGAAGUAGAGACAGAAGGACGCGACCCUAGGGUGCCGUACCGCUCUGGAGUGGGCAGGGUUUCCAUGAGGACUCACCCAGAUCCUGCGCCUGUUAGCACAUCAAGCUCCUCCGAGUCAAACCAAGCCCCUCCCCCCUCUCAAGAAAGACCAAGCCGAUUUUCAGAACGGGAAAGAGUGAUGAAUAUGGAGAACUAUCGGCGUGGUGGAGCUCAGGAGCGCUCAGUCUCUUCUAGAACAAGGACUCAGGAACAGCAUCCAGCCCAGCCCCAACAACAACAGCAACCCCAUCAGCAAGAUGCUGCCCAGCAGGAGCCAAGUCCAGCCACCACCCGGGACUACAGCAUUGCAGCAGUGCCCAGCUCCCCUCGCACUGCCCGCCGGGCAUCCCUGCCCUCCACUCGCUACGGCAUCUCACCUGGGGAUUUAUUCAUUGAGCAGCAGGCCCAGAGCAUCCUAAACAGGCAGGGCCUGGCCGCCCUGUCAAAGAGCGACUGGUCUCUCAACACAGACUCAGAGAGUGAUGCUCAGACAGACUUCACCUGGCCCUCAAGAAUCCGAGUAAGGGAACGAUUGUCCAGGGAUGAAACUGUCAAGAGGCCUCCUGACUGCAGUCCUGAUAGGCACCAGGAUAACAGACAUCGUAUUCAAGGGAGCACAGCUCAAUAUACGCGACAGCAUUCAGAACCCACCCAGCAAAGGACAGUUCCCCAGCCUCAGCACAGCCUAGGCUACCAUCCGAUUCAUGGGCAAAUACCCUACCCUACUUCGAACUCCGACUACCAACACUCUGGCCCUGCUAUGGACUCUCAGCCCUAUUUGGCCAUGAUUCCAUUAGAACCAAGUGCCAGACCUUCUGAACCCCCUGAAGUACAACCACGAAGAAGAGUUAGUUCUGACCAAAUCUAUGCUGCCCAUAGGGAGGCGCGAUUGGAAGCGAGGCAAGCCCUAAAGGAAGAAGUCCAAACAGAGGGCCUGUUAAAGAGCAGGAAAGCUGUGUUGCCCUCAGAGAUACGGCGAAGGGAAAGGAGUGUGGAUGACACACAUAGGGGACGACAUGAAGAUGCAGACUGGCAGAACAAAAGUCCAGAACGAAGGAGGGCAAGUCGAGGUGAGGAAGACUGGGAUUGGGAGAGACCAAGGGAGAGGGGGAGGGAGAGAAAUGUUGAAAGGAUCAGAGAAUGGAGGAGAGAGCUUGGCCAUGACGGCCUAGAGGAAAGAGCAUUUAGAUCAUCGCAGCCCAGACAGCAUCAAUCCUCUGACCCUAUAUGCUAUCAAGAGCCCCAAAUUCAGCAAGCAGGGCCUCUAAUGCAUCAGCACCACAACAGACAGCAUGCUGCACAACUUCAACAACAAGACCCGCAAAUGCAACAUAAGUAUGACCACGUGAGACAGCAAGUGGAGAGUCAAAGACAACAACAGGCUCAAAGACAACAGGAGUUGGAGCUACAAAGACAUAAGACUGUACGUCAACAGCAAGACUCCCAGGAGACACAACAUCCCCAAAUACACCAGGAGUCUGAGCAUCACAGGCAGCAGCAGCAGGCUCCAUCUGGGCACCAGAGGCUUAACUCAGCCUACCUCCAGAAGGGCUCCUCUUUGCCUCAGGCCAGACACAGAAGCACGGAGAUGAGUGGAGGGUCCAAACUCAAGACACGAACCCGCUCCAUGUCAGAUAUAGGUAUAAGCCAGCAUGCUGUCCUGUAUGGUAUGGACAUCGGCAGAGAGGCAUCCAGGACCGGCCCUGCACCAGGAAUGGCUAACGGGGAGACGGGCACCCUGGACACAAGGGUGUCAGUGGCACAGCUGCGACACUCUUAUCUGGAAAAUGCAAACCGGAAACCAGAAUUUGAGAGUACUAAAGUAGAUCUCUCAGCUGUGGAAGUAGAUCCGUCUAGCAGCAGUGAUCGGGACAGGGGUGUUCGCAGACCUCGGCGCUACAUCACUCCAGGAGACAGUCGAAUGUCGGAGAGGUUUAGGACCCAGCCCAUCACAUCUGCAGAGCGUUUGGAGUCUGAUAGGUCUUGUCUGAGCCCUUCACAACUACAGGAUGCUGAAGAUGAAGAAAAACUGGAUGAGAGAGCCAAGAUGAGUGUGGCUGCAAAGAGGUCUCUCUUCAGGGAACUUGAAAAAACAUUGGAGGGUGGUGUUCCCAAACCACGCUCACGAAAUGCGGCUGUAGAAAGACGUCUGAGAAGAGUUCAGGACCGCUCACACACACAGCCUGUCACCAACAAGGAGGUGGUCAAUGCUUCAAGUGAUCCUGCCACAUCUUCACAACCUCCGGUUUUCCACAGUAAUCUAGAUAAUGUGUCCGGAUCCAGAGUAGGCAGCACCAGUGUGACUAGCAUCAGCAUUCAGGGUUCCUCUCAGCCAGGCUCAACAGUCCAGGAGCAGGACAAGGAAAGCCAGGAGCACCAGAAACCAGCUCAGGCUUCCACUGCAGGGGUGGAGGUAAAUGGCCAGGAAGGUGUCCCAGAGGAGCCAGACCUUUCCACGCUCAGUUUGUCUGAGAAAAUGGCCCUGUUCAACCGCCUCGCCCAUUCUACAGGCAAGACUGGUGAGGGGACUCGAGGGGACACCCGCCAGCGCAGAGCUAAUGCUCGUUUUCAGACUCAACCUAUCACCCAGGGAGAGGUGAAGAAGGAAGAUGAGCUGGCAGUAACCUCUGCGGUGUGCAAUGGUGACUUAGAGACCAGUCAGGAGGAACAUCUGAAAAAUAGCGGCGAGAUCAAACUGGAGCCCCUGUCAGCCUCCCUGGUUCGAUCGGUGGCAGCUGUCACCUCCCAGGCCUCCAUCGCCAUGGUAACCAAGGCAUCAGGCAGCAUUGCCGGUGAUGAUGAUGGUCUCCGUUUAGAGAAGUCCACUGCCGUCACCUACAUCCCUGCCCAACAACAGGCUUCCAGUAGCACCAGCAUUCACCAGGAGAGGGCGCCGAAGUACUUCUCCAUGACCCAGAGUGGGGACCCAGGCCACCCAGAGUCUGAGCUCAACUCCUCCCCUCAUCCCUUCCCUGAGAGCCAGGAGAAAUUUGGGGCCCCUCCUGCUCCCACCUCCUCAACUGAUCACAGGCAGGAGGAGGAGAGUCGGAGAGCACCGAAAGAGGAGGAGGUGAGGCAAAGACAGCAGGGAGGAGCCAGAGAAGCCGGCCAAGGCAGCAGCAUUAAGGGUAAGCGGCACUCCCCCGACAGGGACAGAGACGACAGGCAGCAGCAUCCCCGGCUUCAGCACUUUGCCGAGCCCUCUUUGUGGGGGGGCGAGUCAGAGUCUCUGCCCAGCUGGAGAGCCGCAGACGGAGACUCCCACAAGAACAGAGACAGAGCAGAGGGAGGAGGACGAGGAAAAGGAGGCUACCUGAGGGAGGCUGCAGCAGCGCACAGUUCCUCCACACAUGAGCAGGAGAGAGGCAGUGGCCCGGUCUCAGAUGUGCCGGAUCAUCACGCGCCACUGAGGCCACUGAUAGCUAAAGUGUCAUCCAGGACUGUGUCUCACGUUUCAAGCAGCCAGCAGCAGCAGAAGACCGUCAUUCAGCCUCCCCAGACCCUCCCUAAACCUUUCACACAGCAGUCUCCUCCAAACCAACCCAAACCUCCAUCAUACAUCGAGCCCCAGCCGUACUCCCAGGCCCCACCAACAUAUCCCAAGCCUUUCAAUCACUCGCCACAAACCCAGCCCAAACCUCAGGGAUUCGUCCAACUUCUCCCUAAGCCUUACCAGCAGACAGCACCGCAGCCUCAGCUCAAACCCCAGGUGCCUCCGCAGACCCCCCCCAAACCUCAGUCCUUGCCCCAGGCGCUCAUCAAGUCCCAGUCCCUGCCCCUGGAACACAUCGAGGACUUGGGCAGACUCAGUGAUCAUUCUGGGGACCUGCUGUCCCCCACAGAGUCCGGAGACCAGCUGUCUGACGGCAUGUCCAGCAAACAGAUGUCCAUAAAGGAGAGAGUGGCACUGCUGAAGAAGAGUGGUGAGGAGGACUGGAGGAACAGGAUCAAUAAGAAACAGGAAGUGGUUAAAGUGGCAUCCACUGAGCAGCCAGCUCAGCCAUGGGAAACAGAUCAGACCAGCCAGAAGAAGGAGGAAGGGGUGGUUGUUCAGGACUCCUCUCUGUCUGUGUCUGAACAGCUGUGGGAGCCUGUCUUCUCCUCUACCUUUUCUCCUCCUAUCUCCCUUGGCCAAAAGUGUCAGUAUAUUGACCAUCAUAGUCAGAAGACGGGGGAGGAAAUUGAAGCCCAGAUGACCAUUGAGGAGAGGAAGCAGAUGAUUUCAACUCGUGAGGAUGCUUGGAAGGCAAAGGGCAAAGGAGCAGCUAAUGACUCCACCCAGUACACAGUGGCUGCACGUAUGGUCAAGAAAGGCCUGGCAGCCUCCUCCUCCGUUAUCAGCCCAAUACUGUCGCCUGUCUCCACCAAGCUGAAGAGCAGCACGCCAGCUGUCAACAAACCACAAGAGGAAAUUGAGGCGAGGCCGGACAUGGAGUCAGAUAAGAAGCUUGACAAGUUGGAAAGCUUCUUGGGGCGCUUGAAUAGCAAAGUGGCAGGUUUGCAGGAAACCACUAUAACAGUGACUGAGAAGGCCGUGAAGGAAGUGAUGAAGCUGGAUGAUGAGAUCUUCUCCAAGUUUUACAGGCGUGUCGCUGAAUUUCCACGCAUGCCCACCAGGAUUGACAUCAGCGAGGAUUUUGACAGCAUAUUUGGCUCCCAGGCUCCCAAGCUGACUUCAGCCAUGGUGCAGCACAAGCGCUCAGUUCGUCCUUCUAGAAACGUUCAGUCAUCUAAAAACCCUCUGAAGAUGCUGGCAGCUCGAGAGGACAUCCGACAUGAGUACACAGAGCAGAGACUUAACGUGGCACAGUUGGAAAGCAAGAGAAUGAAAUCCGAGAAGACGAUGAAUAAAACCUCAGAAUACUCCGAGGCUGCUCUGGCAGGUCUGGCCAGUAAAGAAAACUUCAGCAAUGUGAGUCUGCGCAGCGUCAACAUCUCAGAGCAGAUGUCUAACAACAGCGCUGUGCCGUACAAGAACAUCAUGCUGAUGCAGAUCAAAGGUCGUCGUCAUGUUCAGACCAGACUAGUGGAGCCCAGAGCGUCGUCUCUGAACAGCGGGGAUUGUUUCCUGUUGGUCACUCCAGAGCACUGCUUUGUUUGGAUGGGAGAGUUCUCAAACGUUAUUGAGAAGGCGAAGGCAAACGAUUUGGCCACAUUCAUCCAGACAAAUAAGGACAUGGGCUGCAGGGGGAACCAGGUGCAGACCAUCGAAGAAGGGGUGAACCCACAGAGUCCAGAUACUCAGGAGUUCUGGUCAGUCCUCGGUGGACAGAUGGCAUAUCAGUCGGCGGGUCCAGCAGAGGAGGACGAGCAGUUUGAGAAUGCCAUCGUGGAAACCAACUGUAUUUUCAGACUGCAGGAUGAUAAGCUGGUUCCUGAUGAUGAUGAGUGGGGGAAGGUCCCACGCAGCUCCCUCCUGACAUCCAAGGAGGUUUUGGUGUUUGAUUUUGGCAGUGAGGUGUAUGUGUGGCACGGUAAAGAGGUGACUCUGGCCCAAAGGAAGGUGGCCUUCCAGCUGGCUAAACACCUGUGGAACGGGACGUUUGACUACACGUGCUGUGACGUGAACCCUCUGGACCCCGGAGGCUGCAACAAACUCAUACCCAGGAAGGGCCAGGGCCGUCCUGACUGGGCAAUAUUCGGCAGGCUGACAGAGCACAAUGAGACAAUCUUAUUCAAGGAGAAGUUCGUGGAUUGGACUGAAGUAAAGUCCCCAACGCCAAAGGAAGGCUGCGAGCUUGUACCUGAGCAGAAGGAGGCUCCAAGGCGAGAGUGCCGGCCUUACGAUGCCACCCUAAUGCUGCCUGUCCUGCAGUCAUCAGUUUCCAUGAUUUUGGAUGGGGUGAAUGUCGGGCGUGGCCACGGUCGAGUGGAAUCAGAGGACUCCAUGAGGACUCAGCAGAUCGUCACAGUUUCUGUGGACGUUUGGCACAUCCUGGAGUUUGAUUACAGCCGUCUGCCACGCCAGAGCAUAGGCCAGUUCCACGAGGGGGACGCAUAUGUGGUCAAGUGGAAGUACAUGGUCAGCACCUCAGUUGGUCGCAGGCAGAACCCAGAGGCAAGGAGCAGUGGGCCCGGGAAGGAGAAAUGCUGCUACUUCUUCUGGCAGGGGCGACACUCCACUGUCAGCGAGAAGGGGACGUCAGCACUGAUGACGGUGGAGCUGGAUGAGGAGAGAGGGGCACAGAUGCAGGUGCAGCAAGGAAAGGAGCCGGCAUGUUUCCUGCAGUGCUUCAAUGGAGGAAUGAUCGUCCAUGCAGGCAAAAGGGAGGAGGAGGAGGAGAACACUCAGAGUGAGUGGCGUCUUUACUGUGUGCGUGGUGAAGUGCCGGUGGAGGGCCACCUGCUGGAGGUGGCUUGUCACUGCAGCAGUCUUCGCUCUAGAGCCUCCAUGAUCCUGCUCAACAUCAACAAGGCCAUCAUCUACCUGUGGCACGGCUGCAAAACGCAGCUGCACACCCGCAGUGUUGGAAACACGGCCGCUCUUAAGAUAAAGGAGCAAUGUCCUCUGGAAGCAGGUCUCCACAGCAGCAGCAAAGUGACCAUCCAUGAGUGUGAUGAGGGGGUGGAGCCUCCAGGCUUCUGGGAGGCUCUGGGGAGAAAAGACAGGAAAGCCUAUGACUGCAUGCUUCAAGAUCCAGGAAAAUUCAAUUUCACCCCACGGCUCUUCCAGCUGAGCAGCACAUCUGGAGAUUUUGUAGCAAAUGAGUUUUUCCACCCGUCCAGAGCUCCAGACCUGGUCAGCUCGCUGCCUUUCCUGCAGGAAGAUCUGUACAAUGCACCUCAACCUGCUUUGUUCCUGGUGGAUAACUUCCAUGAGGUUUACCUGUGGCAGGGCUGGUGGCCUCAGGACAGCGAGAGGACUGGCUCUGCUCAUAUCCGCUGGGAUGCAGACAGGAAGUGCGCGAUGGAGACUGUGCUGCAGUACUGCAAACAGAGGAAUGAGAAGAAGCCUCAGAAGUCAUACCUGAUCCACGCCGGCCUGGAGCCGCUCACCUUCACCAACAUGUUUCCCAGCUGGGAGCACAGAGAGGACGUGGCUGAGAUUACAGAGAAAGAGGCGGAGGUGUGUAACCAGAUCAUCCUGGUGGAGGACGUGUUGGCCCGGCUCUGUCAGAACACCUUCCCUCUGGCUCAGCUGCAGGCCCGGCCGCUGCCAGAGGGAGUUGACCCACUCUGCCUGGAGCUCUACCUGUCUGACCAGGACUUUGAGAAAGCUUUGGAGGUGAAGAGAGAGGAAUAUGAACGUCUGCCAGGGUGGAAGCAAGUGAACUUAAAGAAGGCCAAAGGACUGUUUUAAUCGUGUUUUUAAUAGGAGUUGGUACGUGAAGAGGUACAAGAGAGGACAGUCGAGAGGGAGAUGCGAGAAGAAGCCGCAGAGAGAUGAACCUGCUUUUGAUCUGAUACGAGGAGAAUGAGACUGGAGAUGCACUCGCCUCGCUUAUAGUGAUGUUUUACUUCUCAACUUUGUCGUUACUUAACAAAAUGAAAUUCAAGCGGUAUAACAAGCAGGUUAAAAAAAAAGACACCUGGCUUUGUUGCAUACAUGGCUUUUAUGUGUGUCAUAGCACUAAAAUCACCGCUUAUGGACUCGUCAAAGAAAAAGACUUGGACGCUUGUUGUCAGAGUGCCAUGCUGUGGUUGUGUAUGUGUGCGACUGUAUAUAAUGUUUGUGUGCAACGUUAAUUUGUGUAAAACUGUGUGUAGGUGCGCCUGUGACUUUGUAUCUAUGUAAAAACGAGUCCUGUCGUGUCAGAUGUUGUAAGGAAAGUCGUCACUUCUUCUGUCCACACUGUCUGGAUGCUGCCAGGCCUCAUAGGUAACUCAUAUUGCUCAAAACUGCUGAAGUGACCCUGGUCUAUUGGGCACCUGAGAGUUUCAUUAGGAGAGAAACAGCAGCUUGAAGAAUCUGAUUGUAUAGUGCCUUGCUUUUUGUGUACAGUUUAUAUACAGAAAUUCUAGUCUGCAUUUUUAAAGACUUUCUUUGUGAUAUAAGACAUAGUGAAUUAAAUCACAAUAAUGCUCAA
Messenger RNA from Haplochromis burtoni (Burton's mouthbrooder), 9362 nucleotides. Its product is annotated as supervillin. Bases 509 to 8635 code for a protein of 2708 amino acids. NCBI's taxonomy places the organism in Eukaryota, Metazoa, Chordata, Actinopteri, Cichliformes, Cichlidae. Gene Ontology annotation, molecular function: phosphatidylinositol-4,5-bisphosphate binding; actin filament binding. Gene Ontology annotation, biological process: actin filament severing; cytoskeleton organization; barbed-end actin filament capping. The record is from RefSeq and is a predicted model, not a curated record. The transcript has 41 exons. Gene Ontology annotation, cellular component: cytoplasm; actin cytoskeleton.